This is a messenger RNA of Oxyura jamaicensis (ruddy duck), 2526 nucleotides long. RefSeq names its product carbohydrate sulfotransferase 9 (gene CHST9). Gene Ontology annotation, molecular function: sulfotransferase activity. Gene Ontology annotation, cellular component: membrane. Gene Ontology annotation, biological process: proteoglycan biosynthetic process; carbohydrate biosynthetic process. The record is from RefSeq and is a predicted model, not a curated record. Bases 877 to 2082 code for a protein of 401 amino acids. NCBI's taxonomy places the organism in Eukaryota, Metazoa, Chordata, Aves, Anseriformes, Anatidae. The transcript is spliced from 3 exons.
ACUUAAGUACCUUCAGGCUGCAAAUCUUAUUUAAAUACAUACGAAGGGUACAAAGCAGCAACAAGCUUGUUUGGACCUACUUGGCAACCACAAUGUGCUCUAAAUUGUAUCCACAAAUAGUGACUUCACUGUGUUGGAGAUGCCCUGGGCUAACUUCAAGCUAGGUAAUUUGUGUGUAAGUAGUAGUCUUGCUGCAGCAUCAUUAUUUCAUAGUAAUUUAGGGCUCAUGAUGUACGCUACUUCCCAGAUCAUGUGGUAGACAUAAUUCAAUUCUCUUGUAAUCUUUCAGUCCUUUGAAAUUGCUGCUCCAUAUCUGUGUUUAUCAAACACAAGGAUUUUUGAGCAGCCAGAUUUGUUUUUCCCAGUUCAAGACAACCAGUGUGUCAUAAGCUACUAAGACUAUAUUGCAUCUUCUUCAUCUUUCCUUAAUAAAAUAAAUAAAACCAACGAACAAAAAUUUUAUAGGGCAUCAUUUGGUCUCCUCCAUUAAACAGUCAUGGCUUUGUUCCUUCUGGUCACUUCUGCAGCAUGGAAGGGAUGGAGCCUGUGAGGGAAAGCAGUUCCUCACUGUGUUUAUCAGGCAGCCAGUCAGCUUUGUGCAGACCUCGAAUGUUUUCACUCCAUGUUUCAAAUGUCAGUAUCCAAAGUAAAAUGUACUGCCUCUUUCUGUGUUUUUCAUGCUAUUUGCAUAUGAGAAUUUGACCAUGAAGUGAGGUGAAUGUUGCUUCAACUGUAGGCACCAAAUAUAGCCAAAGUUAAGAUGAGGUGCUGUGAACAUGACUCAAACUUCUUGCUUUUGAUGCUGAAUUUGGGUGCCUGUAAGUUACUGGCAGUUUCUGAAGCUUCUAAAAGUGCUUAUGCUGUUGUGUUCAGGACAUGUUUCUGCAUAAUCUGCAGUCGCACAUUGGACCUCCUCAAAUACAAAUGGGAGAGUGCUUCUGCUAUGCAUCUGGAGAAAAAUUGCAGCAACAGAUAACUAAUCAGGACUUUACGCUCCCACCGUCAGGGACACAGAGGAAAGUGGUGCAAAGUGGACACGUUCCUCCUGGCCGCAGUAGGCAGGAGAUGGCCAUCUUGGGCAGCAGGCACUGGCGGGGGAAGGCCGACCCUUUCGGUGCAGUAGCUGUCUCCUUGGUGAGCAGACUGUCAGACCAGCAGAAGAUCAGCGAGCCACCUCUCAGCCAGUUCAGAGAAGUGUAUUUACCCCCUGCACUUCGCCCUUUGAACAAGACUUUGGUCAAGGGCGAUGAGUGGAAGGAUGUGGGUAGCACCCAGGAAAAGCGCAGGUCCUUCCUGUAUGAAUUCUGCAAGAAAUACAACAGCAGGAAGAAGCUGCGGACGCACCUCGUGCACAUGGUGUCACGAAUUUAUGUGGAGGACAGGCACAAGGUCCUGUACUGCGAAGUGCCGAAAGCAGGCUGCUCCAAUUGGAAAAGAGUCCUCAUGGUGCUCAAUGGACUCGCCACUUCCACGCGCAACAUCUCCCAUGACGAUGUGCACUAUGGAAAACAUUUAAGGAAACUGGACAGUUAUGACCUAAAAGGGAUAUACACACGUUUGAACACGUACACCAAGGCUGUAUUUGUACGUGAUCCUUUGGAAAGACUCGUAUCUGCCUUCAGGGAUAAGUUUGAGCAUCCAAACAGUUAUUACCAUCCAGUAUUUGGGAAGGCAAUAAUUAAGAAGUAUAGACAUAACGCAGAUGAAAAGGCAUUGAAAACAGGCUCAGGAGUUAAGUUUAAAGAGUUUAUCCAGUACCUGUUAGAUUCCCAUCGUCCAGUAGGAAUGGACAUUCACUGGGAGCAAGUCAGUAAUCUCUGCUAUCCCUGCCUCAUCAACUAUGAUUUCAUAGGAAAGUUUGAAACCCUGGAAGAAGAUGCCAAUUACUUUUUGCAGCUGGUAGGUGCUCCAGCUGAGCUAAAAUUUCCCAAAUUCAAAGAUAGACAUUCCUCUGAUGAGAGAACAAGUGCAGAGGUAGUGAGGCAAUACUUAAAGGAACUGUCUAAGGAGGAGAGACAGCUGACCUACGACUUCUAUUACUUGGAUUACUUAAUGUUCAAUUAUUCAUCACCAAUUGUAUAGCACCAGAAUAGCUUCAGGAUUCUAUUAGAUAUUUAUCAUUUUGGAAUUCAUAACAACUACCUUAACAUUACCUCUGAAAGGAAACAAAGUAACUGCUAAGUGGAGUCCUCUUGACUUACUGGUGGUUUUAUAAACUAAAGUGACAUCAAUUGACAUAAAGUUAUAGGAAAAUGCACAAAAAAGACCUGUAAACAGCAUAAAUUGCACUAAAAUGCCUGAAAAAGCUGCUUUUACCAUUACAGAUUAUAUUGUGGAAGCGGUAAUGCAGCCAGCUGUUGCAUUAGCCUACCUAAUGUUCUUUUAAUGGUUUAAGAAAAAAGCAUUCAGAAUAGCAUGAUUUUUUUUGGUGUGUCUGCUUUAGAAAUUGUUUUUGAAACUAUUUUUGAAUGUAUUUUUUACUUUCUGUUGCUUAUUAAUAAAGAAGCAUUGGCUAAUUUUCUAAAA